Messenger RNA from Eriocheir sinensis (Chinese mitten crab), 2473 nucleotides. RefSeq lists its product as uncharacterized. The coding region runs from base 498 to 2126 and encodes 542 amino acids. Lineage: Eukaryota; Metazoa; Arthropoda; Malacostraca; Decapoda; Varunidae. The transcript has 3 exons. The record is from RefSeq and is a predicted model, not a curated record.
CAGCCAGCUAGUGAGUCAGGGCACGGAGAGGGAACAGAACGCCAGGACUUGGAGCCGUCAGUUACCCGCUCAGCCCCCUCCGCCCCUAGUCAGUUCGGGCAAGGGAAGGGGAAUAUAACGCUUGGGUCAGGACUUCCAGCCAUCAGUUACCCGCUCCGCCUCGCCGCUACUCAGUUCAGGCAAGGGAAGGGGGAUAGAACGCUUGGGUCAGGACUUCCAGUAACCCCGCAAGCCCGCCAGUCGGUCAGUCAGGGCACGGUGAGAGCCUACACGUGGGUCAGGACUUGAAGCCGUCAGUAACUCUGUCUCGCCCGCCGCCUGUCAGUUAGGGCACGGUGAGAGCCUACACAUGGGUCAGGACUUCCAGCCGUCAGUUACCCCGUGAGCCAGCCAGCCAGCCAGCCAGCCAGUUCGGCCACGGUGAGGGACUACACGUGGGUCAGGACUUGCAGCCGUCACUUCCCAGCCACCUACAUCGUCACACCUCGCGCUCAGAAAUGUUACGGCCAGCUCAGGUGGCGUUAAUGGCUGCCUUGGCGAGCUGCGUGACUUCUGCGCCCCAGCCCGUCCCCGAAUUACCAGGAGCACCAGGAUCUUCGGGGCUGAACCCUGAACUGCAUCCCGCAAUUGGACAGCAAGAUGACCAACCACAUGACUCGCUGCCCCUCACCUACGCCAGCACGGAGGACAAGACUUCCUUUGAGGGUCCGCUGGAUGUGAUAGGGCCCAGUACCGUAGGAGAGGAGGCGGGAGCGGCGGCCACGAAGACAUAUAGCGACGCAGUGGAAGUUGAUGCCGAGAGCGGACGAAAACUCUAUGGCUUCCUCCCUCCAGAUCUUGCCGAGUUGGAAGGUCCCGCAAGGCCACAAGUUAAAGGGGAAGCGGAGAUCAUUUCCGAGAUAGAGAGCAUCUUAGGCAAGGUACGAGAGCAGUAUAGCCAGAAUGGACAGUCCUUCCCUAUUCCCGAAGCUGAGGGUGAAUCCUCCGCCUCUCAGGGACAAGCUGUAAAGUCCAUCACCGAUCUUUUGAAGCUUUCCAAGUCCAAGAUUGAGAAUGAAACGGUGGAGGAAGAUCCGGUGAUUGAAGAGGCUCGGAAACGGUACAUGGCCAUCUGGAACAAAGAGGCUGAGCGACUGAAUGCUCCGUACAUGAGGGUGACGAAAGCCUGGCCAGAACUCGGUAUGGUUUAUAUGCCUGAUGUGACGGAGGCGACGGAUCAGAUCAAGGCGUCCAAGGCGGUAAAGGAGGCAGCGGAGACCUUCAAGAAAGUGUACGAGGAAAGGGUCACAGAAGAGGCCGCCAGGAACGCAACGAUGGAGCCGAUACUGAAGGUCCUCAACAACUUCAUGAGUGCUUGGAUUUGGGCGGAGACCACAGACGAGGCGGAGGCUGCUGGGUUGACUGACGGCGAUGACAGCGAAGAGGAACACCACGAAAUGAAGACUCCUGACCGAUCUAACGCCCAGAAGAGGCUACAAGGCAAUUCGAUCGACUCCCAGCUCGGCGAACUCUUCAAGAACAUGGUCACGCGACGGCCAACGCCAAAUCUGCAGCCCAGCGAUGAUACCAAAUCCAAGGACCUCAUCCAGACACUGAAUUCCAUGAAGCUGACGUUGUCCUGCACGGUGGUUCCUGGGAGCCUCGCCGACACAGUCCCUUCUGACACCCCCAUCAACCCGAACAUCCCACCUAACAACCCGAUAGCCGAUAUAAGGCCGAUUAUUGAUCCUUUCGGCGUAUUGGACUCGGUCAGGAAUACCGGAACCGCAAACACACGCCCGCUGAUACCCCAAACACCAGACCGAGACCGCCUAAGAAGCCCAAAUGCGGCUCCCAGGCCCUUCUAUAACCCUUCCGUAGUGAGCCCGUUGAGAGAUCCCAUAGCUGCUUAUAAUCGACCACCUGUAAGCCCUAUUGCGUAUUCUGGACCCUAUAUAACGCAUGAGGUGGAUAUCAGACCAGUUGGGUUUCCAGAGACAUCCGCACCAGUAGCAGCGAGGCGUAAUUACAACAUAUACCCGAUCACAGAAGAAGAUGACUCCUCGCAACCCAUGGAGUCUGAGGAGGUGUUUGCUCGACUCUAUCUGCCCCAACAGCCGUGGAGAGAGCCUUCGUGGCUGCACUAAAGGGGGCAGAGGCAAUUUACAUAAGAGACCAUUAUUACUGAGAUAGAAUAAGGAGUUUGAAGUAAUAAUUGUAAUUUGAGGAGAUGUUUGGUGGAUGUUAUGGGCCCCAGAAGCCGUGGUCACAGACAGACUUCGUGACUUAAGGGGGCACUAAAGCAAUUUACAUAAGAGACCAUUGUUACUGAUAUAGAAUAAAGAGUUUGAAGUAAUAAUUGUAAUCUGAGGAGAUGUUUGGUGGAUGUUAUGGACCCCAGAAGCCGUGGUCACAGACAGCCUUCGUGACUAAAGGGGGCACUGAGGCAGUUUACAUAAGAGACCAUUGUUACUGAAAUAGAAUAAAGAGUUUG